UCCUCAUCCAUCCCCAUCAGCUCGUCCCGCUGCUGUUGCUGUUGCUCACUGCCCGUCUUUCCCCACGACCUUUUCCCCGUCAUCACGGCGUCUCGAUAACGGCCUCACCUCGCCGACCUCGGGCUCGGAUCCUCUCCAAACGGCCUCUCGCUUGGUCCUGGCUUUGUCAAUUUCGGCCGCCUCCAACCCGUCUGUUCAAAUCGCCACCCAAGCGCUUCGCUCCUCACCACCGCCGCUACCCCGCCAUCCCGUCGUCGUCGUCGUCACAAUGGCCUUCCACGGCAUGCUCAACCGCCUUCAGGGCCAACCCGAGAGUUACGAUAAGAAGUCUCUCUACAGAUUCGGUCGAACCCUCGGUGCUGGUACCUAUGGAGUCGUUCGUGAGGCCGACAGUCCCUCUGGCAAGGUUGCCGUCAAGAUCAUCCUGAAGCGCAAUGUCAAGGGUAACGAACAGAUGGUCUACGACGAGUUGGAGAUGCUGCAGAAGCUCAAGCACCCCCACAUUGUCCAGUUUGUCGACUGGUUCGAGUCGAGGGACAAGUUCUACAUCGUAACCCAGCUCGCCACCGGUGGUGAGCUCUUUGAUCGGAUUUGCGAGCAGGGCAAGUUCACUGAAAAGGAUGCCGCCGAGACUAUCAAGCAGGUCCUUAACGCCGUCGACUUCCUUCACACCAACCAGAUUGUCCACAGAGAUCUGAAGCCCGAAAACCUGCUGUACCUCAGCAAGGACCUCGAAUCCGACCUUGUCCUCGCUGAUUUCGGUAUUGCCAAGAUGCUUGACGGCAAGGGCGAGUCCCUCAAGACAAUGGCAGGCUCGUUCGGCUACGCUGCGCCAGAGGUCAUGCGAAAGGAGGGCCACGGCAAGCCCGUUGAUAUGUGGUCUAUGGGUGUCAUCACCUACACCCUGCUCUGCGGCUACUCCCCCUUCCGAAGCGAGACGCUUCAGGACUUGAUCAGGGAGUGCACCGAUGCCACCGUCGUCUUCCAUGAGCGCUACUGGAAGGACGUCAGUGACGACGCCAAGGACUUCAUCCUCCGCCUCAUCAACCCCAACCCCGACGAGCGCUGGACAAGCGAGCAAGCCUUGAACCACAUCUGGCUCAGUGGUAAGAACGCCACCGACCACAACUUGGUGCCCGAGAUCAGGGCCUCCCGCGCUCGUUCCAGACUCAGACGUGCAUUUGCCAAGAUCAGGCUCGCACGACGCAUUCAGAAGCUUCGCGAGCAAGAGGAAGACCCCAUCGACUCAGAUCUGUCCGACCUCUUCCGCGAGGUUGCUCUCGCCAAGAUUAUGGACGAUAAGGAAGAGAAGGAGGUCCAGCAACUCACCGAGAAGGUCGAGAAGGAGACCAAGACUGGCAGCUUCCAGGCUUGAGGCGGUGGCAUUGGUGCGGCGACGCGGCGCGGGGAAUACAUCCAAUCUUGCAGGGUGUGGGAGUUUACGAAGACUGGAAUACACGUGGGGAUAUCCUUCUAAAACUAGGUCUUGUCGAGACUGGGGACUUCUUGGCUGCCCCUGGGAUUUAGUCAGGUGUGCAUGGCAGAUGGCAACUCUGUGGAUAGGUCGCGACGACUAUGCGACUUGGUUGGUUCUCAAUGGUUCAUUGAUUGAAAGUGUUUGUUUCGGACCAGUGCUUUCUGGGAGAAGCCGUGUAGUUCAUUAUCCACCCAAGUGAUUUAAUUCAUAU
Messenger RNA from Ilyonectria robusta, 1688 nucleotides. Its product is annotated as kinase-like domain-containing protein. Gene Ontology annotation, biological process: protein phosphorylation; cellular response to oxidative stress. The transcript is spliced from 6 exons. The record is from RefSeq and is a predicted model, not a curated record. Lineage: Eukaryota; Fungi; Ascomycota; Sordariomycetes; Hypocreales; Nectriaceae. Gene Ontology annotation, molecular function: calcium/calmodulin-dependent protein kinase activity; ATP binding. Bases 269 to 1375 code for a protein of 368 amino acids.